GUCCACUUCUGACGUCGCGUUACCAAUUCCUAUUCUUAAAUUAAUCAUCUUUCCUUCUACCACAUGUAGGAGAGAGCUAAACGCAAGCGUUGUGCUGACUCUUGCUUUUUAAUACAAACAAUUCUCACUAAACCUCAGUCGACCUUCUUAAGGUAUCCGACAAGGACCUGCCAGUAAAUCCAUGUCGGAAAAACCUACCUCUCCGCGCCCGUCGCGAGGCGAGUCACCGCCCCCUCGCAAACGAAGCCGAAGUGACGAUCGGAGUCAAUCGCCACGUCGCAACCGCGAUCGGCGAGACAGGAACGACAACCAAAGAAUGGAUAGCUACAGAUCGCGCGGCGAUGAUCGGCGUAGAGGUGGUGACCAUGAUUCCUGGAGGGGUCAACGAGAUCGGAAUCGAGACAACGGUUAUGAUCGACCAGGACGCGACCCAGCAAGACGAGCUGAUGAUCGCGAAGACAAGGGCUCGGACCGAGGACAGGGAGAUGGGAAGGAAGGAAGAGAACAAGAUCGACCCCGGCCGAAGAAGAGCUUUGGAGGGUUCAAAUUCAAGGAUAAGCGUCGUGAUGAUCCAGAAGACGAUGAUCGGCGUGGUGGCUCAUUUAGAGGUUACCGAAACCGCUCCCAAUCACCGCGGCGCCGAGAUCGCGACCGUGACCGGGAACGUGAUCGUGACGCUGGAGCUUCUUCAUCCACCAAGAAGUCCAAGUCCAAAUCUACUGGUGGGGAUACUACUCAACCCCCUGCUCGAGCACCCGCAGCACCAACUGGUGGUGGUGAAGAGAUGAUCAUUGUCCAUGUGAACGAUCGAUUGGGGACCAAGGCAGCUAUCCCAUGUUUCGCAUCGGAUCGUAUUAAAGAAUUCAAGAUCAUGGUCGCGGCGCGAAUCGGUCGAGAACCCCACGAGAUCUUGCUAAAGAGACAAGGACAACGCCCGUUUAAGGACAUGCUUACCCUCGCUGAUUACGAGGUUAGUAAUGGGGUCCAAAUUGACUUAGAAGUCGAUACCGGCGAUUAGUUGGUGGAUGGAUGCGUAUUGGGAUUCAAGAUUCCCAUUCGAGUCGUUAAAUCGAGUCAUCGGCGUUCUCAUAGUUACCCGACCAACCACGGUGAUGCCGAUAUCCUUCCCAUCAUUCGAGUUCGUGUCUAAAAUCAACGUCAAACGAAGUUAUUAGGGCCCUUUUUGAAUCUUAUGUGUCUUGGAGUUCCUAUUGUGGAAUUAUGAAUUAAAUGCCUCUGGCAAACUGCACCUAAUUACACCUGUGCCGUACGUAUCCUUCGCUAACAUGGCCUCCUCUAGAAUACACAUUUGAGCGAGGACCAGGGAGUUUCUUCGCGAAUUAGUUGGGCAGCGGCCCCCUGGACCUUUGCUGAUCCAUCCGUAUCUGUUCCUUUUCUCGUUCCAGUCGUGCAAUCUUGGCGUCUAAUUCUUGAAUCCUGAGCCUCAACGUCAUAUUCUCAUCACUCAGCUCCGCCUUAAUGCAGGCCCUCUCAUCUUCCUUCCAGUCUAUAGAGGAGAGAAUAGGUUAGAAGGUCACAGAAUGCAGCAUACUUGGGUAGGGAACGACCUACGGCAAAAACAUUUAUGAUCCAGUUCCUCUCUGCCGACAUCCCUACAGCAUGG
Molecule: messenger RNA, 1624 nt
Organism: Hypoxylon fragiforme
Lineage: Eukaryota; Fungi; Ascomycota; Sordariomycetes; Xylariales; Hypoxylaceae
Product: ubiquitin-like protein
Exons: 1
Coding region: 182-1018 (278 amino acids)
Biological process (GO): protein modification process; mRNA splicing, via spliceosome
Cellular component (GO): cytoplasm; nucleus
Molecular function (GO): protein tag activity
Source: RefSeq, a predicted model, not a curated record